Messenger RNA from Asparagus officinalis (garden asparagus), 1250 nucleotides. RefSeq names its product protein ODORANT1-like. Bases 25 to 1071 code for a protein of 348 amino acids. The record is from RefSeq and is a predicted model, not a curated record. The transcript has 3 exons. NCBI's taxonomy places the organism in Eukaryota, Viridiplantae, Streptophyta, Magnoliopsida, Asparagales, Asparagaceae.
GAUAAUUAAAGAGAAAAGGCAAUUAUGGGAAGAUCGCCUUGUUGCGAUGAGAUUGGAGUAAAGAAAGGGCCGUGGACGCCGGAGGAGGACAAGAAGCUGGUGGAGUACAUACAAGAACACGGCCAUGGCAGCUGGAGGAACCUCCCCAAGAACGCCGACCUGAAUCGCUGUGGGAAGAGCUGUCGCCUCCGGUGGACUAAUUAUCUCCGUCCCGAUAUAAAGAGAGGAAAGUUUACAGAGGAAGAAGAGAGGCUCAUCAUCCACCUCCACUCCGUUCUUGGCAACAAGUGGUCAGCAAUAGCGACCAGACUAUCAGGGCGAACAGACAACGAGAUUAAGAACUACUGGAACACACAUCUCAAGAAGAAGCUUCUUUUAAUGGGGAUUGAUCCGGUGACUCACCGUCGCCGGACCAAUCUUGACAUCCUCUCCAACCUCCCCAGCCUCCUUGCAGCCGUCAACCUUGGCAACCUAGCAGCUCCGUCGUGGGACAAUGCGCUGCGUAUUCAGGCGGAUGCAGCACAAUUAGCCAAGGUCCAAAUCAUGCAGAGCCUCAUCCAACAACUAAUGACAUCAAACUCCUCGCUGAGUAUAGACCCGAUGAGCCUCUUGGGCUCGUCGCUGUCCCUCGGAAACAACAACCAGUUUGGUGAUCUCUUGCAGCUCAACCGCCAGCUGGAGGCUGUCCUCAACGGGUCGCUCUCCCUCGCUCAGGAUUCAACUCCUCCGAUAGCGCCAUUGAAUCUUUCAAAUCUGAGCGAUAAUUCGAUGGUUUUCAAUAAUCUGCAAGGUUAUUCUGAGCAAGAAAACGCAUCCAAGGAUCAAAUGAGUGUCAAUACUUACGCUAAUGUUUUGACAGCGACUUCGACCACUCCUUCAUUAGUCUCGGCAUCACCAGAAAAUGUUGUUUCCGAUAAAAUGCAGGAUCAGUCGCAUUCUAAUAAUGAUGUCUCGGCCAACUCUUCGAGCUCGGCCCAGUUUGAAGCCUGGGAAGGGCAUAACAACGAUGAUGAUUUUGGAUGGAAAGAUAUCCUAGAGCAGAUAUCGUGGUCAAACAACAACACCCUGUAGAUGAAAAGGAUAAAGAGAUCAUGGAUUUGUGCAUAGAUGUAAAAGUUUCAGUUUGAAGAAUUGAUGAAUUUGUUACACUUGAGUUUGAAGAGAGUUUUAGCAUCAGAGGUGGCAGCCAAUUAGAACAGAAAAAACCAUUUGUUAUGUACAAAAAGUUAAAUCCAGUGUUCAUAUUAAUA